Molecule: messenger RNA, 858 nt
Organism: Aspergillus alliaceus
Lineage: Eukaryota; Fungi; Ascomycota; Eurotiomycetes; Eurotiales; Aspergillaceae
Gene: dph5
Product: diphthine synthase
Exons: 3
Coding region: 1-858 (285 amino acids)
Biological process (GO): protein histidyl modification to diphthamide
Molecular function (GO): diphthine synthase activity
Source: RefSeq, a predicted model, not a curated record
AUGCUCUACCUUGUUGGCCUGGGUCUUGCUGAUGAAACUGACAUCACUGUCAAAGGCUUAGAGGUGGUCAAAAAGGCCGAAAGGGUCUACCUCGAGGCAUACACAAGUAUUCUGCUUGUGAACAAGGAAAAGCUAGAAGCUUUCUAUGGACGCCCUGUUAUUGAAGCAGACCGCGAAAAGGUCGAGACUGGAAGCGAUGAGAUCCUCGCUGGAGCAGAUAAAGCAGAUGUCGCGUUCCUUGUAGUCGGCGAUCCUUUCGGCGCCACAACCCAUACAGAUCUCGUUCUGCGCGCCCGCGAACUGGGCAUCGAAUCCAAGGUCAUCCCGAAUGCCUCGAUCAUGUCCGGAAUUGGCUGCACCGGACUGCAGCUGUAUAACUUCGGACAGACCGUUAGUAUGGUGUUCUUCACGGAUAACUGGAAGCCCUCGUCCUACUACGACAAGAUCAAAGAAAACAUCCAAAUAGGACUUCAUACCCUCGUGCUUUUGGAUAUUAAAGUCAAGGAGCCUUCGUACGAGAACAUGGCCCGGGGACGAAUGAUCUAUGAGCCCCCGAGGUAUAUGACAGUUGCGCAGUGCGCCAGUCAGAUGCUGGAGACCGAGGAGGAGCGAAAGGAAGGCGUUUACGGACCUGACAGCCUCGCGGUCGGAGCCGCAAGAGUUGGAGCACCGGACCAGAAAUUGGUCGUAGGAACUUUGAAGGAAUUGUCAGAGGCUGAGAUGGGCCAGCCUCUCCACAGUCUCGUUUUGCUGGGAAGGAGAGCUCACGACCUGGAGAGGGACUACAUCCGGCAAUAUGCUGUGGACCAAGCGACCUUUGAUGCCAGUUGGCAGAAGGGAUACGGAGCUAGUUCAUAA